This is a messenger RNA of Hevea brasiliensis (rubber tree), 938 nucleotides long. RefSeq names its product triosephosphate isomerase, cytosolic-like. Gene Ontology annotation, biological process: glycolytic process; glyceraldehyde-3-phosphate biosynthetic process; gluconeogenesis. Lineage: Eukaryota; Viridiplantae; Streptophyta; Magnoliopsida; Malpighiales; Euphorbiaceae. The transcript has 4 exons. The record is from RefSeq and is a predicted model, not a curated record. Gene Ontology annotation, cellular component: cytosol. Gene Ontology annotation, molecular function: triose-phosphate isomerase activity. Bases 531 to 824 code for a protein of 97 amino acids.
GGUGCUCAAAGUAUAUUUGUAAUUUCGGCAGUUAAAUUGGUUUAUUAUGGCCCCAGUACGAGAAUUUCUCAUCUCCGGAAGCCACUGUCUACAGUGAGCAAGCGAAAUCGGAGAUCACUAUGUCGAACAACGAUGGCCAGGAAGCUUUUUGUCGGCAGCCACUGGAAAUGCAUGAGUUUCCAUCCAUCAUUUCCUUUUUAUUUUAUUUAAUUAUCAUUUUACAAUUUUCAUUUCUGAUAAUUUAUAUGUGCACUGUUGCAUGUGUUUGAUCAAUCUAGUGAAUCUGAAAUUCUUUGUUCUUUUGGUGUCUUGAAAACCGAGUGGAGCGCUGUUUUUGUUUAGCUGAUAAUUUUUUGUUUUUGGGGGUGAGGUUUGAGUAAUGUGAGAUUUAUGGUGAUGCAGAUGGAUUUUUCAGUUUUUGAUGUAAUUUGAAAAUGCGGAAGGAGGUUUACUUAAUUGUUUUUUUUUUAAUUGAAUUCGGAUGUCCGAUGGAACCACUGAAGAAGUGAAGAAGAUAGUCUCCAUACUCAAUGAAGGUCAGGUGCCGUCCCCAGAUGUUGUUGUUUGUCGGGGAUAAGGUUGCAUACGCGCUUUCUCAAGGUUUGAAGGUGAUAGCUUGUGUGGGUGAGACUCUCGAGCAGCGAGAAUCAGGAUCCACCAUCGAAGUUGUUGCUGCACAAAUGAAAGCUAUUGCAGAACAAGUAAAGGAUUGGAAAAAUGUUGUUUUGGCCUAUGAGCCUCUGUGGGCUAUUGGAACAGGGAAGGUUGCAACUCCAGCUCAGGCACAGGAAGUACAUUCUAAACUGAGGAAUGGCUUAAAGUGAAACACCAGUCCUGAUGUUGCUGCAACAACCAGGAUUAUUUAUGGAGGUAUACUUGUAUAUCCGUGAUACAUCUUACUCUAUCUUUUCCAAUUUUGCUAUCCAUUAUUUAUAGAA